Molecule: messenger RNA, 1126 nt
Organism: Cyprinodon variegatus (sheepshead minnow)
Lineage: Eukaryota; Metazoa; Chordata; Actinopteri; Cyprinodontiformes; Cyprinodontidae
Gene: lrrc30
Product: leucine rich repeat containing 30
Exons: 1
Coding region: 227-1126 (299 amino acids)
Molecular function (GO): protein binding
Source: RefSeq, a predicted model, not a curated record
AGUUCAGUCACAGCAGCCUUUGCAAAUCAGCUUAGUGAGGAAAAACUCAGCUAGAAAUCAAUGCGAGUUCUACUGUAAGAGAAACCAGGCAGUACAAUCUGCCGCUGACCGCGUUCAAGAAGUCAGGGGCAGCUGUCUUUAGCAGUCCUCUCAAUGCUUCUAGAGUUGGUGGCUGAGUUAAUUGCGUGCUGUUAUUAGUGACAGAAAUAUUAUCACGACAAAGGUGAUGGGUGGAAAGCAGUCCCGCAGCCUCUCCAACACAGAGUUGAAUGAGGUGAGUGUGGGCCAAAGGAGGAAGGGUACAAUUAGAGAUGAGCAGACCAGCCUGUCCUGGGCAGCAGAGAGGAUCCGCAGACAAACCAACGUCCACUUUGGUUUCAACACUCUGUCUUUAGCCAUGCGGGGACUGGAUGAAACGCCUGCCGAGCUGUGGGAACUCAGAGAUCUUCAGAAGCUGAACUUAUCCAUGAACUGUCUAUGCUCCUUGCCUCCCUCUCUGAGUGCUCUGGACAAUCUGGUCAUUCUCAACUUGUGGGGAAACAACCUGACCAGCCUCCCGCCUGAGAUAGGUCUGCUGAAGAAGUUGCGCGUGCUGUUCGCGUGUCGCAACCGCCUGAGUGAGGUCCCAGAGGAGCUUGGCUCAUGCACACAACUGGAAGUGCUAAGUUUAGCCAACAACCAGAUCUCCAGUCUUCCCAGCAGCUUGGCAGCCAUGCAUCAUUUGACCAAACUCAACCUCAGUCACAACCGCAUUGUCCACAUCCCCACUUGCAUCUACAGCAUGAAAGGACUGGUCUUCCUGCAUUUGGCUUGCAACCAUCUGGAGACCAUCGCUGAUCAGAUUCAAGACCUGGUUAACCUGAAGAUCCUUAUCGUGGAGGGAAACAGCAUACACACGCUUCCAAAGACUCUGUGUUUUCUGGAGUCAUUAGAGCUCCUUAAUGUGGACUUUAACGAGCUGCAAAGUGUGCCUGAUGAGAUGUACCAACUGAGCAGACUCAGGCGGUUGGCCUGCCAUCCCCUGGAUAAAGGACUUCAUAUCAUUCACAACCCACUCCUCAAACCUAUCCAUGAGGUACUGCAAGGUGGACUCAGUGCUUUAUAUAACUACCUUAAGCCUACAUAA